GAGAAGUGAAUGAGUCUGGAGUCCUGGUUUUUAUGAAGUCAAAAUCCAGAGGCAUGUUAUGUUCUCUUUUCUGUGUCUCUACCAAACAUCAAUCCCAGGAAAAAAGGGUAAUUUGAGGUUUCCAGUUUCCAGACAAACCCAGAGACAUGAAAUUCUGUUGCUGUUUCUCGUAUUGUUUUCCCCAGCCAUCAGAAACAUCCAUAAUCGACGUGAACAAACAGGAACCUCAAGGAGAAAAUGAUGAGAAUUUUACAGUCUUCUCUUACCGUGAGCUAAGGCUUGCCACUCGUGGAUUCUCUGCUUCAAACAAGAUCGGAAAAGGUGCCUUCGGUUGCGUCUACAAGGGCUUCCUUGCAAACGGUUCUGUUGUAGCUGUAAAAAUGCUUUCGGUCGAACUCGAAUCGAUGCGUGGGGAAAGGGAGUUCGUGUCUGAAAUUUCUACACUUACAAACCUCAAACAUGAAAACCUUGUUACACUUAAGGGAUGCUGUGUUGAUGGAACUAAAAGGUUCUUGGUUUACAAUUACAUGGAAAAUAAUAGCCUGGCGCAGGUGUUACUAGGUAGAGAGCAAAACAGGAUCAAACUCGGUUGGGAGGCAAGGCAAGAGAUUUCACUCGGAGUUGCUCGGGGGCUUGCAUAUCUUCACGACGAAGUUAGGCCGCACAUUGUGCACAGGGAUAUUAAAGCUAGCAACAUACUUUUGAAUCAGAAUUUAGUACCGAAAGUUUCGGAUUUCGGUCUUUCGAGAGUUCUGAGGAACGAUGUUUCUCAUAUUAGCACGCAUGUUGCAGGCACAUUAGGCUAUCUCGCCCCGGAAUAUGCCUUCAGCGGACGUUUAACUAGAAAAACAGAUGUUUACAGUUUCGGGGUCCUACUUUUGGAAAUUAUCAGCGGCCAGACAGUUGUCGAUUUCGACUUAGAGCACGGUGAACAUUACCUUGUUCAGAAGGCAUGGGAGCUAUACAGGGCUAACCGGAUCCUGCAUUUGGUGGAUCCUAUACUAGGUAUGAACUACCCCAAAGAAGACGCGGUUCGAUUCAUCAAGGUUGGUCUCCUUUGCGUUCAAGAAACAGCUCGGUUCCGACCAGAGAUGUCGAUGGCCCUGAAAAUGCUGACUAAUGAUGUAGACAUGGAAGGAGUCCAGAUUUCACAACCCGGUCUUGUUGUUGAUCUGAUGAAUAUCAAGCUGGGACAAAAGACAACGUUUCGGAGCCUCUACUCUUCAAAUCUGGAAAGCACCCCAAGCCCCCUUAGUUCAUGUUCCUGACCUUGCAGCCUCUAUUUCAUCGACGACACCGAAACUGUUCAAAUAUAGUCCUGAA
This is a messenger RNA of Hibiscus syriacus, 1323 nucleotides long. Its product is annotated as putative serine/threonine-protein kinase. Gene Ontology annotation, molecular function: protein kinase activity; ATP binding. NCBI's taxonomy places the organism in Eukaryota, Viridiplantae, Streptophyta, Magnoliopsida, Malvales, Malvaceae. The coding region runs from base 147 to 1268 and encodes 373 amino acids. The record is from RefSeq and is a predicted model, not a curated record. The transcript has 6 exons. Gene Ontology annotation, biological process: protein phosphorylation.